Messenger RNA from Eucalyptus grandis, 1663 nucleotides. RefSeq names its product methyltransferase-like protein 23. NCBI's taxonomy places the organism in Eukaryota, Viridiplantae, Streptophyta, Magnoliopsida, Myrtales, Myrtaceae. The transcript has 7 exons. Bases 100 to 795 code for a protein of 231 amino acids. The record is from RefSeq and is a predicted model, not a curated record. Gene Ontology annotation, cellular component: nucleus; cytoplasm.
AUUGAACCGGUGGAAUCAAGCCCGACCUUCCCGGCAGGGAAAAUACUGCGCGCUUCAUCGGUUCGCUCGCAAACGAAUCUUCAGACUCGCCGAAUCGACAUGGCGGACGGCGACGGCGACGGCGAGCUGGUGGGCAGAACCGCGUCCAUGACGACCGUGUCGCGGCACUUCUUCGGCGACGGGCCCGACGGACCGGCCUUCUCCAUCUCGAUUAUCGAGAACAUGAAAGAGGAGUACGGACUGUUCGUAUGGCCGUGCAGCGUCGUCCUCGCCGAGUACGUCUGGCAACAGAAAUCGCGAUUCGCUGGAGCCAACGUUGUCGAGCUUGGUGCCGGAACUUCUCUGCCUGGGUUGGUUGCUGCGAGAUUGGGCUGCGAUGUCACGCUUACAGAUGAUGCCGGCAGAUUGGAGGUGUUGGACAACAUGAAACAAGUAUCUCAAUUGAAUAACUUAAGUUGUAAGGUGGUAGGGCUCAGUUGGGGAGUUUGGGAUGAAUCCAUCUUCAGUUUAUUCCCUCAGUUUAUACUUGGAGCAGAUGUUUUGUAUGAGACAAGUGCUUUCGAUGAUCUCUUUGCUACGGUGUCGUUCCUUCUCCAAAAUUCUCCUGGAUCGGUCUUCAUUACUACUUACCAUAAUCGAAGUGGGCAUCAUCUCAUUGAGUUCUUGAUGGUAAAGUGGGGGUUGAAGUGCAGAAAACUUCUUGACGGCUUUUCAAUCAUGCCAUCCAGCAAGGCAUCCAAAAUAAGUGGCGACAUUCAGUUGGCGGAGAUAGUAUUGAAUGUUGAUAAGGCUUAGGCAACGUGAUACUUGGAAGAGACAGGAGAAUAAGCAGAAUGAGUUUCCUGACAGCAUCUCAUGUGUUUCUGGAUUUAUUUACAUAGAGCUGCUCUGGCUUCCAUCCUCUCUUCCAACAUGACCAUGGCAGGAGCUAUUGGUCUCUUGAUACGGUUGACUUCUUGCCACAAGAAAUCACUUCUCAUUCAUUUCCCCAGAAAGUUCCUGUAAGCCUUUGAUUUUAGCAAAGAACUUUAGUAGGCUUAUGAUUGGAGUGUGUUAAGUAGCCUUGUGAAAUUCUUUCCUUGAUGUCACCUCUCUCUAAUGGAUGAAAAGAGUAAGUGAGAACAUAUGGAGCUUGAUGUGGUAUCUAAGAGGAGAGAUUUAGAAUGCAACUUCCGAGAAAAUGCGUCCAGCUGUAAAAAAAGAUAAAAAAAGUCCCAAACAGCUGUUCAUGGUACGAUGUGCUAUCAAGGUGGAGAGAUUAAAUGCCGCAGUGGAGACCGGCCUGCCACUUUAGCAAAAUUGGCUGCACGGUCGCCAAAAGGACUUGAUUGCACCAAUUGCAAAUCAAUUAGGACAUAAUUGCACAUUGGUCUAAAUGUUUAGUAGGCCACUUGGUGCAAUUUUCCCUAGUUUUUAUAAACCUUUUCCUGGAGUUAUCUCUUAAGCAUUAUUUUCUCUUAUGUUGUCUUUAAGAUAUGUUUUGUCCCCUCUCCCGCAACUGGUUUGAGGCUCAUUUGCAGUGAGUUUCUAUUCUCAUAAUGUAAGCCAACCCCAGCCUGUGCUGGGCUCUUGGUUUAUUUAAUGGUCUAGACCAUGGCAUAUAUUGUAUCUACGGCAGACUGAUUUCUUUUUGUCGAGACUUGAUUACUGCUUGUUCGUAAAA